AUGAAAGUAACAUCAAUCGUUGCAUUUUCUAUUACAUUAUUAGCAUCAAUAGUUGAUUCACAAAAAGCAUGUAAUGGAUAUGCUGAAUUGUGUGAUAAGUUAUACUCAGAAAUAGCUUAUGUGACGACACAUAAUUCAUAUGCUGCUGGUAAACAACCAGCUGCAAAUCAAAAUUUUAACGUUUCAGUACAACUUAAAGAUGGUGUUAGAGGACUUAUGUUGGAUUCCGUUUUUCCUGAUGACAAUCCAAAAGAGAUGCACUUAUGUCAUGGUAACUGUAGAUUACUUGAUGCGGGUCCCGCAGUGAAUACUUUAACAACAAUUGCUGACUGGUUAAAUGAGAAUCCAAAUGAGGUUGUCACUAUCAUAUGGGAAAAUACUGCUAACGUACCUACAUCCGCUUUUAAUGAUGUUUAUACUCAAUCUGGCUUGGGUAAAUUUGGUCAUGUUCAAGAAGUUGGAAAAGGUUGGCCUAGUUUAAGUAAAAUGAUUGAUAGCGGUAAAAGACUGGUAAAUUUCAUCAAUCCUCCUUCUGAUGGAUCCAUUCCAAUGUUAAUGUCAGAAUUUGAAUAUGUAUUUGAGACACCGUUCGAGAAUGAAAAUCAAAAUGGAUUUAAAUGUACAGUUGAUCGACCAAAAGGCAAAGAACAGCCUUUGUACGUUCUAAAUCAUUUCUUAUAUAAUAACUUAAUACCUAUGGAUAAUCAAAUUCAAUUACCUCAACCCGGUCUGGCAAACAUAACGAAUUCUGCUAGUUUGGCUGAUCAUGCUAAACAAUGUCAACAAACUUUUAACAAAAUUCCAAAUUUCAUUGCUGUCGACUUUUAUGAUAAGGGAAGCAAUGAUGGUCAAAAUGUUUUUUCGAUUGUUGCCGAGUUAAAUAAUGUUAAAUAUACUCAAACCCAAAUAGGUGAUGGUACAACGAAUGGUGGUAAUACUGAUAAUGGAAAAGUUAAGAAGAAUGCGGCUCAACCUAGUGUUUUAAGAAAUUUUAAUGCCUUAAUUGGUUUAGCUAGUGUUAGUACUUGGGCUAUGUUCGUAUUGUAG
Messenger RNA from Funneliformis geosporum, 1047 nucleotides. The record is from the annotation of a GenBank genome assembly. Lineage: Eukaryota; Fungi; Glomeromycota; Glomeromycetes; Glomerales; Glomeraceae.